Messenger RNA from Heterotrigona itama, 1349 nucleotides. The record is from the annotation of a GenBank genome assembly. NCBI's taxonomy places the organism in Eukaryota, Metazoa, Arthropoda, Insecta, Hymenoptera, Apidae.
CAGUGUUCGAUAGCAACUUCACAGAAAACGUGGAAGGUUAUCGAUGUAAUUAAUAAACAACAGAAUCACAGAUUGAAAAUAUCGCGGAUAUAUAAAGCGAAGCUAUCAAUCAAAUGGUUGGUAGAAAGAUUCUGGUGCAAUAACACACGAGAAACAUGUUUUCUAAAUUGUUCGGUUUCUUGUUCCUUUUAAUCGUCAUGAUUGCGAUGGUUGUUGUUGCUGAUUCUGGAGAAAAAGGAGAAUGUGUACCUGGUAAAAGUUAUUAUGACGGAUGUAAUACUUGUUAUUGCCAUAAAAGUGGAUUUAUAGGCUGUACUUCGAUGUCUUGUAAAGAAAUCGAUCCUGAAACUGGUGUUUCCAAAGAGGUUCAGAAAAUACCACCCCCGCCUAACUUUUGGAAGAAUUCAGUUGUUUAAAUUGAUAUAUAUUGGACAGCAUAAAUUAGACCAUAUUUACAGUGAAUUAUCUUAUAUUUGACUAUUAAUAACUGAUAAACUAACAAGAUAUAAACUGUUAUUUUUUAUUAUUUUAUAUUUGAUUAUUAAUAAAUAAAAUAUAAAAGAGAUGUUCAAACUCAAAAGAAAUAAAUUGUUAGUUUAAAAAUUCCAUUAAAUGUUUAAUAUUAUUUUCUUUGCCACUUUUUCACACUUAUAAAUAUCGGAUAUGUGCUAAAUUAUAUUAUGCAAUGAUAUCUUUGCACUUUCUUUAUUUGUCGUUGCCUAAUUAUAUGAUGAAGAAAAACUACAUUGCUCGGAAAAUAGAAACAACUUAUUAUAUUGUGAUAUUAAUCCUUAGUCUUAUGAUCUUUUUUCCAAACUUCUUAAAUAAGCAUUAAUUAUUAUAAUUAUAACAUCAUGUUGGAUGUAAAGUAUUGAAACACUGUAUGUGAUUGGUACCUUCUAAUUUUGAAAUUAGAGAAUUUAAAUGUAAAACUUUUAUCCGUGGCAUUGUAAUUUUUUUUCUUUUUUCAAACCGAGAUCAUAAUUUGUAUCACGAACGUGACUUGAUAUUUUAGGAGGUUAGGAGGUUAACCUUAUUUAGAGGUAUUAUAAUAUAGUAUGUAAUUUUGUGUAUUAUAAUGUGUAUAUAAUCUUAUGCAUGUAUGUAUAUAACCUUGUAAGAGGUAUUAUAAUAUACAUAUAUAUCUACGUGUAAUACAUAAAAAAAUACAUAAAUACAUAGAAAAAUCCCAUUAUGUAGAAAAAAAGUUUCAAAUAAAAUGUCCUUUUUUUAAAGAGAAACGUCUAAUGAUGAUUGCUAGAGACAAUUUUUAUGGAAUUUCAUAUUUUUAUAAAGAUAAUUAAAUAAAUGAAAUUUAUAUCUAUAGUUUUAUUUAGAUGGAUAUAUAA